AUGAACGAAAAACAGAGGUCUCCACAAAUCAAUCCGCUACUUCUACGCAUUAGAACUUCGAUAGCAUCAUUACGUUCAACCUCUUACGCAACAAAUUACAAUUUAUUACCACUUUCCACCCUUUCUCCUAGUAGUAUAUCACCAUUGCCACCGACAACCUUUCGUCAUGGAAGAGGUUCAAGAACAAUAUUAUUCCUUCCUAACUUUGUGAGAAGGAAAUGGGGAUAUAUCAGUUUUAUCUUGUUGGUUUUGUUCAUAGUGAUAAUUCGAUUACAAUUUGUAAAGCGUCAUAUUCCAUUUGAAGAAACGCCAGCUGUUACCGGACAUUCACAGCGACAACAAGCAAGGCCACCACCAACGACAUCUUCCACAUUCACAGAUAAUUAUCCAAAACAAUUAGCAAUUUUAAUCAUACCUUCAUCAACCACCUCAAUAGAUACAUUUAGUAAAAGUAUCAUAGAUACAUGGGGUAAAAUAGCCAAACAAAAUAAAUCAUUAAGUGUAGAUUUAUGGUUCGUUACUUCAGAAGACACGUUAAGGAAAUUUGGUUGGCCAAAUAUACCAUACGAUGAUGGGAAGACUAGUAGAGGAGUUGAAGACGAUGAUGUAAUAGAGGGGGUCAGGAUGAGCGGUAAUGAAAAGGAAACGGAAAUCGAAUUAAAAAACUUGUUGAGAGAAAUGGUGCAAGAAAACAUGCAGUUUGAAGAACCAACCGAAUUAAACGAUGAACAAGAGGAAUUUCAAAAAUUAACAAAGGCACUUCAUUAUUUAUACGAAAAUCAUUUAGAUCAUUAUAAUUAUAUGUUAAAAAUUACGGACAAGUCAUUCGUUAGAUUACCAAAAUUACUUGAAUCUUUAUCAACAUUAAAUCAUACUGAGAACAUUUUUUCAACCAUGAAACAACCUAAAUUAAUAGGAAGACCAAUUUUAAAUCAUGAGAAUACAAAAACUUUUUGUUCGAAAGGAUCAGGGUACAUAAUAAACAAACAUUUAUUAACGAUUGUAGGUCCACAUUUACCUUUUUGUUUGUCAACUGUAAAUAAAAAUAGACUCGAAGAGAAUCAUGAUUUACGAGAGGAUUUAGCUAUAGAAAGAUGUUUUAUGCGAUACGUUCCCAUGUUUAACGGGUGUGAAACAUUUUUUGAUAAUGAUUUGGGUCAGUUGCCCGGACAUGAAUUCUUAUAUUUAAAUCCUGAUGAUGUAAUUAAUUGGGAAAAGUAUAAAGAACCUUUAGAGGUGUUUAAUGACGAAUAUAUGAAUCGGUGGAGAUUUGCUGAUGCUAUCGUUAUUGGUGAAGUUAAAGAUCCUUCAAAUAUGAUAGCAUUAGAAGAAUGGUAUGGUAAAGGUGGUAAAUUUGAUGAGAUGGUUGAGGAAAUGGGUGGUGUGAUACCGGACCCGGAACCUAUACUUACACAAGAGGUGGAUCGUGUCGGGGAUAAUCAUAAGAGUAAUGACGUGAAUAAAGAGGGUGUGCAAAAUCAGGGACCUGAAGAACAAGUUGAAAAGGUGGAUGAUGUAGAAGAAAUUAUGACAAUAAUGACCGCAGCGCCAACGGAGACAUUAUCAAAUGAAAAUGUUACUUAUGAAACAACAUCUGAGCAAUCCUCGACCACCAUUAGUUAA
This is a messenger RNA of Funneliformis mosseae, 1623 nucleotides long. The record is from the annotation of a GenBank genome assembly. NCBI's taxonomy places the organism in Eukaryota, Fungi, Glomeromycota, Glomeromycetes, Glomerales, Glomeraceae.